Molecule: messenger RNA, 664 nt
Organism: Cotesia glomerata
Lineage: Eukaryota; Metazoa; Arthropoda; Insecta; Hymenoptera; Braconidae
Exons: 4
Coding region: 106-579 (157 amino acids)
Source: RefSeq, a predicted model, not a curated record
AUAAAAAUUUGAUUAUUACUUUUUACAAAUAACCUGUAAAAAAAUGACUAACGCAAUCAACUAAUUCUUAGGUUAGACAUUAAACACCCUAACCAUUAAUUAAUAAUGAAAUUAAUAAGGCUACAAGGAUGCUGUUGUUUAGAUUUAAGGUCCGGAACUUUGUGCAUCGGAAUUAUUUUUUUGAUCGGCCAAAUGAUAUCCGUUGUCCAAAGCGUGGUGCGGAACAACAAGCUGACUUGCGUCGGAGUUCCAGACCCUUUAGCGUGCCAGCGGUCGUCAACAAUGGAAGUCGUCUUUACCUCAGUCGGUAAUCUAAUGUUCUUCGUUGUUACAGCGAUAAUGCUUGUAGGAUCCACACGGGAUAAUCACAAGUUAAUGGUACCGUACUUGGUUCUCCGAGGAACAGGAAUUAUCCUGCUCUUUGCCACGCUUUGGUACAUCGGAGUCAAGUAUUUGCUGAUGCUAGUCGGUUGGGGCUUAACUAUCUUAAUUUUUGGAAAUGCUUUCAUCUGUAUGGAAGUUUAUUUAUGGCUGGUGGUCAACAGUCGGAAGCUUGAGAUCCAAUAUGACGACUAUUGAAAGACUUUUAAGGAAAAGUUCAAUAAAUAGUCAAAACUAACCUUAAAAAUUGCUAUUUUUUUUAUUUACGCCGAAAUAAUUCGGU